Messenger RNA from Ornithodoros turicata, 2382 nucleotides. It is a transcript of the gene Hdc, whose product is annotated as histidine decarboxylase-like. Gene Ontology annotation, biological process: L-histidine catabolic process; histamine biosynthetic process. Bases 404 to 2323 code for a protein of 639 amino acids. NCBI's taxonomy places the organism in Eukaryota, Metazoa, Arthropoda, Arachnida, Ixodida, Argasidae. Gene Ontology annotation, cellular component: cytoplasm. The record is from RefSeq and is a predicted model, not a curated record. The transcript is spliced from 14 exons. Gene Ontology annotation, molecular function: pyridoxal phosphate binding; histidine decarboxylase activity.
UUACUACUAUAGUCCUCUAGUUGUAUCUCCGAGACAGCCACCAGAUUAGAAGGAAGAUAGUGCUCUCCGCCCAUCAACUUGUCAAUAAACUACGUCGGCAUUGAAAGUGGCUGUAGCAAACCAGAUACCCGCAGGACUCUGCCGACCCUUUCGGUUUCACAUUUCUCUCCCUGCCAAAAGUUGGGAGCUCCGAACGUACGAAAUCCGGUGGGACACCACGGGGAGGGCCCGUCUGUCAGCGAACCGGAGCAGUAAUAGCAGAUGUUAGAGAAGUUCAUCUCGCCUGGCGCAGUGGUCUCGUACAGCAAGGCAGGGGACCAGCCACGUGGAAGGUGACAGCACAGGUGACGGGUGUGCACAACAGCUACGUUGUUCGUCGUUUUUCUAGUCCGCGUUCCAAGGCAUGGAUAUGCAGGAGUAUAGACGAGUAGGCAAAGAGAUGGUGGAUUACAUCGCCGAUUAUCUGGAGAACAUCCGGUCUCGUCGUGUGUUUCCUGACGUCAAGCCAGGAUACAUGCGAAACCUGUUGCCUACCCACGCUCCACAGAAGGGGGAGCCAUGGACGGACAUCUUCCGCGACAUCGAAGAUGUCAUCAUGCCAGGGGUUACCCACUGGCAGAGCCCACACAUGCAUGCCUACUUUCCCGCCCUCCAUUCUCCGCCGUCGCUGCUGGGUGACAUGCUCGCAGAUGGAAUCGGCUGCCUUGGCUUCACUUGGGCAUCGAGCCCCGCAUGCACUGAGCUGGAAACCAUAGUGAUGGAUUGGCUGGCACAGAUGCUUGGACUCCCGGAUGAAUUUCUGCAUGUACGCUCAGUCUCCAAAGGUGGCGGAGUGAUCCAGACGACGUCCAGCGAAGCCACAUUCGUGGCUCUUCUCGCCGCGCGCACCGAGGCCAUUCGUCGUUGCCACGAAGGUUCCCUGGACCUCGAUGAUGCCGACCUUAAUGGGCGCCUGGUCGCCUACUGUUCUGACCAAGCCCAUUCUUCAGUUGAGAAAGCUGGACUAAUUGGGUUAGUGAAAAUGCACUACGUGGAAUCAGAUGAAAAUCUAAGUCUCAGAGGGCAUGACUUGAAAGAAGCCAUGGAUCGUGAUCGCGCUAAAGGCCUCCUGCCAUUUUACGUCUGCGCAACGCUUGGUACAACUGGGGCAUGCGCUUUCGACAACCUUCAAGAGAUUGGAGAAAUCUGCGCCGAAGAGCGCGUAUGGCUGCACGUAGAUGCAGCUUACGCAGGGUCAGCGUUCGUAUGCCCGGAGUUCCGCCAUUGGCUAAGAGGAAUCCAGUACGCUGACUCGUUCGCCUUCAAUCCUUCGAAAUGGCUCAUGGUGCAUUUCGACUGCACAGCAAUGUGGGUUAGAAAUAGCACCGCACUUCACCGUACGUUCAACGUCGAUCCUCUGUACCUACAACACGAAAAUUCAGGUCUUGCGGUGGAUUACAUGCAUUGGCAGAUACCGUUGAGCAAGCGGUUUCGAAGCCUCAAACUGUGGUUCGUACUCCGAACGUAUGGUGUUGAAGGUCUCCAGAGUCACAUACGAAAGGGUGUAGAAUUGGCGCAACUGUUCGAAGACCUCGUGCGCUCAGACAAGAGGUUUGAAAUCCCUGCCCCACGUCACCUGGGUCUAGUUGUCAUCAGGCUCAAGGGCCCCAACGCCUGGACAGAGAAGCUGUUGAAGCGCCUCAACGCAAAUGGCAAACUCCACUGCGUGCCAGCAGCAUUGAAGGGAAAAUAUGUGAUUCGCUUCACAGUCACGUCCCCACACACGACGGCAGAGGACAUCCGACGCGACUGGAGUGUUAUUCAAGCGACUGCUCUUGAUGUGGCCCCACACAAGGUCUCUCUAGCGGAGAUCAAGAAGCACGACCCGGACUUCGGCACCAGCCUCUUGCUCGCCAACAGUCCCAUGACGCCCAAGGUGGUCAACGGGAGUUUUGUUGCACUUUUUGAGGGUGACGACGCUCUUCGAGGCCUGCUUUCCCGCAUGGGGGAUCAGUUUGCCUUGACGACCAAAGACAGCCCUGCCCUCCGUCGACGUGUACGAGGUCUUAUGCUCAGUCAAAAGCAGUACAGUCUAGAUUCACGAAUGGACCUCAUGAGUAGCAUGGCGGCGUCCUCUCCAGGAGGUCGCCCUACCACCAAUGAUGAAGCUGAAGAUGAGGCUGAGGUGCACAAUGGAAAAGACACAACUCUUUCACAGACUAUCACAGAAGAUGACGAGGACCCUUUCAAGUUGAGCCAGAACGAACCGAAGUUGUCCAGCAAAAAUGAACAAGCGAGUCUCUCGGGGACCCGAUCGAAGUCGGCUCAGAAGCUCAGCGAAUAACUUUUCCUUCUUCCCUCAUGUAAUCCCGUUGCGUGUGAAAAUACAACCCCAGGACGGCA